Aureobasidium subglaciale EXF-2481 is the source of this 408-nucleotide messenger RNA. RefSeq lists its product as uncharacterized. The coding region runs from base 1 to 408 and encodes 135 amino acids. The transcript is spliced from 2 exons. The record is from RefSeq and is a predicted model, not a curated record. NCBI's taxonomy places the organism in Eukaryota, Fungi, Ascomycota, Dothideomycetes, Dothideales, Saccotheciaceae.
AUGUUUUUUCCUGUUUAUACACCUCUAAAACUGACACCAUUCGGGCAUCCCUUUUGCUACCACUCCAUAAACUCUAUGAAAGUGGAGUGGAGAAGGGGCUUACUCCACUCCACUCCACCCAUUAAGAGCACUGGCUCCACUUGCGACUACAGCUUUGACAUUGUCGCUAACGGCAAGACCGAGCAUUGCACCAUCGUCAACGCUAGCAACAAGUCCUUUAACAACGAGAAGUGUGCUAACGGUGACUACACCGUCAGCUGGAGAUACGUUGCUAACUCUGCUCCUGCCUUUGCUGUCAUCACUGUUGUUAACAAGCAGAACGAGCUUGCUUGGUUCGGUGCCAGCAAUGUUGACAGCCAGCGCAACUGGGGCAACCUUGGUCCCGAACAGGUCUACACCUACAACUAA